UAGACCUGGUACCCCUUUUUCAAUAAGCAAAUGUUUUCUCGGCAGUUGACACGUUCCAUUCAAGCGAAUUCUCGUGUACUUGCACAAGCAUAUCCUCUCAUAACUCGCUCAUUGCACAUUUCUAAAGCAUGUUUAAACAAAGCUUCCAAAGUCAAUGACGUUUCCAAGACGAAUGAACAUGACCACCGGGCCAUUGGUAAAGCUCAGUCAUUAUUUAUGACACAUGCUGUCAGUCCAGGUUCUAUUUUUAUGUUGCCUCAUGGCACACGUAUUGUCCACAAACUUCAACAAUUUUUGCGUAUGGAGUAUGCACGCUAUGGAUAUCAAGAAGUCAUGACACCGUUGAUCUAUAAAAAGGAUCUUUGGGAGACAAGUGGGCAUUGGCAGAAUUAUAAGGAAGAUAUGUUUAUGGUUCAAAGUGGACGUGAACAAAAGUGUUCUCACAGUCACGACCACGAACAAGUGAUUGAUGCCGACGAGGGAUUGUUCGGUUUGAAGCCUAUGAAUUGCCCUGGUCAUUGUUUGAUUUUUGAUAGCACACCAAAGUCGUACCGGGAUUUACCAAUUCGAUUAGCUGAUUUUAGUCCUCUUCACAGAAAUGAAGCUUCCGGUGCUCUUUCUGGAUUAACUAGAGUGCGUCGAUUCCAUCAAGAUGAUGCGCACAUUUUCUGUGCUGAAGAACAAAUCGCCUCUGAAAUUACAUCUUGCCUUUCAUUUGUCGAUCGUGUCUAUUCAGCAUUCCAGUUCCCUCAUUAUGAUUUGACACUUUCCACUAGACCCGAAUCACAAUAUAUAGGUAGUUUGGAGGAGUGGACUCAUGCUGAAGAAUCAUUAACUCAGGCAUUAAAUGCAACUGGGAGACCUUGGUCUAUUAAGGAAGGUGAUGGUGCAUUUUACGGACCCAAGAUUGAUAUCAUGGUUAAGGAUUCAAGUGGUAAAUCUCAUCAAACCGCCACCAUCCAACUUGAUUUUCAAUUACCUCAACGCUUCGGACUCAAGUAUGUAGAUGAUAAAGAUGUUGAACGCACACCUGUGAUUGUGCAUCGUGCAAUUUUGGGAUCGAUUGAGCGUAUGAUGGCAAUUUUAAUUGAGCACACUGGCGGUAAAUGGCCUUUCUGGUUGAGUCCUCGUCAAGGUGUUGUCAUCCCAGUUUCGACACAAUUUUCAGACUACGCUAAAAAGGUUGCCCAGGAUUUGUCAUUGGGAGAAAAUGCUGAGGCUGCACACGAUCAAUACUUUGUCGAUGUUGAUAAGUCACCCCGAGAUAGAUUAAAUAAGAUGAUUCGUCAAGCCCAGCUUGAUCAAUACAAUUUCAUCUUUGUGGUUGGACAAAAAGAAAUGGAUGAAGGUACUGUGAAUGUAAGAACAAGAAAGGGGGAAGUAUUAGGAACAAUGAGUGUAGAUCAAGUUCGUAAAAUGUUUGCUUCGAUGACCUCCAAAUUAGAAUAAUAAAAAAAAUAAAAUGUGUACAUACUAUGACAACAGGUCUUUCCCAGACAAAACUGU
Mucor mucedo is the source of this 1506-nucleotide messenger RNA. Its product is annotated as threonyl-tRNA synthetase. Gene Ontology annotation, cellular component: mitochondrion; cytoplasm. The transcript is spliced from 4 exons. The record is from RefSeq and is a predicted model, not a curated record. Gene Ontology annotation, biological process: threonyl-tRNA aminoacylation. Lineage: Eukaryota; Fungi; Mucoromycota; Mucoromycetes; Mucorales; Mucoraceae. Bases 31 to 1449 code for a protein of 472 amino acids. Gene Ontology annotation, molecular function: ATP binding; threonine-tRNA ligase activity.